This is a messenger RNA of Diachasma alloeum, 4059 nucleotides long. RefSeq names its product protein CREBRF homolog (gene REPTOR). Gene Ontology annotation, biological process: regulation of transcription by RNA polymerase II; response to unfolded protein. Gene Ontology annotation, cellular component: nucleus. The transcript has 5 exons. Lineage: Eukaryota; Metazoa; Arthropoda; Insecta; Hymenoptera; Braconidae. The record is from RefSeq and is a predicted model, not a curated record. Bases 826 to 2646 code for a protein of 606 amino acids. Gene Ontology annotation, molecular function: DNA-binding transcription factor activity, RNA polymerase II-specific; RNA polymerase II transcription regulatory region sequence-specific DNA binding.
UCUCCCAGAAAUCUCGUGGCAAAACAACAACAGACGUUCGAGUCUCUCGUGCAACAGUUCAUAAAAAAACCCGUGAAAAAUUGUUGAAACGAUCUCCACACAAGUGUGAACACUCCAGUGAUUGUGUUAUUGUGAGCAAUUGCCGAUAGUUCCUCGCUCGACAAAAUCCCGGACUAUUUAAUUCACUCGUGAUAUGUGAAAACAUCCAUUGGCUGAUGAAAGUCAUGGUCAUCAUGUCUAGAGAUCGUGUACUGCCAAAGGGCCCCGACGACAUAUGACCCGUGCAUAAACAUCCACAACCGUAUUUCUUCAUUUCCCCGCAUUGACACGUUCCCCACAAUUUUUCGGCCACGACCAAAACAAAGAUAGGCGUUAUCCCCCACCCGCGGGCGCUACCAUUUUAUUUCUAUCGGGCAGAAGAAGCAAAGGAAAAAAAACAAAACCGAGGGGUACGCGGAGGACCACAAAAACAUUGGGGGUUUUUGUGGAACACGCGGUGCAGGAGGAAAACACUAGACCUCGGAGAGUGCAUAGACGAUUGAAAUCGUUUGUCUCCCACGCGUCGAUUGAUAUUACACGUGUAAUCACAGCGGCACGUGUUGGCCGAUUAUUUUGAGAUUGUCAUAGAGCCGUUGGGAGCCACCAUUUGUAUUAUUGACAUUCGUGGGGCUUUGUUUACUCUUCUGGCGCACAAAUUGUCGAGUGAUGAGAGAGCCUUUGUUCGUGGAUUGUGAGAAUUUGUGAUUUAACGAGUUUAAUCGUAAAUAUUAAUUAGAUAAGUUGGUAAGUCGAGAGUGAAUUCGGAGGAUAUUGGGGAUAUUGACGAUGGGGGAUAUGAAUUACUCGGAUUAUCUGCUCGAGUUUGGGAGCAGUGCGAUGGACACUCUGGUGAAGCAGGAGCCUGCUCAGGGUCUGGAGAUGAGCUCGUCGUCGGCUUCAGUGCCGAUACCGGGGGGCCAUCGGGGCUCGCGUGGUGUUUACGAUCAAUUUUCACCUUCUCCACUCGCUGUCCCCUCCGUCUGGGGGACCAGACCCGAUCAGGACGACUCGCAGUUCAGGAUUGAUUCCGAUCAGCUGGGGAUGGGCUUCAAAAUGGAGGAUGACGAUAUCUUUCAGGUGGACAAGGCCGAUUUGAUUCAGGGGCCCACGUUAGCUGAGCUCAAUGCCAAUGACGAUAUUCUUCUGGGAGAUCUCAAUUUCGAUGAUCUGCUGCUGCCUGAGGAUCGACUGCAGCCCCUCAGGACUGAUGCCAACAUCAUGCAGACCAGUGGACCCCUGUUCAGCGGGGGACUCACCAACUUUGCACCCAGCAGCUUCCCACAAUCGACUACUUUGUACAGGAAUUGCCCGCCUUAUGCUGCUAACUCGGGGUUCAACUUCAAUGGGAUUGGGCUGAUUGAUAAUCUUGAGGCUGUCAGCCCACCUGCUUAUCCCAGCCCCAGCACCAGCAAUUUAGCAGGCUCUUUGGAUUCGUGUUACGAUGUAGGUAGUUCAACCGCCAGUUCGUCGACGUCACCUCACCCCGUCGUGAGACCCACAACCCAGUCGACUCUCCACGAACUCCUCAUGAGAAAAGCUGAGAAUGCACCCACCAGUCCCCCCUGCAAUCCGAUGGACACGUCCUCGCCGAUGGAGACUGGUGGCACACAGAUAAAGUCCUCUAGGCUCUCCAUGUCGGCUCCUACCCAGUCGAUGGGGAUGGAGCAGCUGUGGGCCAGACGAGAGCCACGUCAACAUCUCUUGAGCACCAGUAGCAUUGGAGUUGUCGAGGCUGGAUCCACCAGCAGCCUGAGCACUGGUGGGGCACUCAGUCCAGAUCCUCUGGGGCACAUCGAGGGCAUUGCACAGAUCGAUCCACUCAGUCAUGAUGAGUAUGAGGACAGUGAUGACGAUAGUGAUCAUUAUUAUGACACUAGUGACAAUGAAAGUGGAGGAAGUGACGGUGAGGAUCAAGGCAGUAUUAAAGGAAGCAGUGAGGGACGUGAGCCAAAACACAGCAAGAAGGAGAAGUAUUUCUGGCAGUACAACGUACAAGCUAAAGGACCCAAAGGCCAAAGACUCGUGGCACGUGCUCGUCUGGAGGAUCCACAUGUCCUCAACCAGGCAACCGAUCCAGUUUUCAGUCCUCACUGUGCACUCAGGGGCAUAAAGCACAGUGGCAAAGCCAGAAAGGGCGAUGGAAACGAUCUCACACCGAACCCGAGGAAAUUGUACAGCAUUGGAAGGGAGUUGGAUAAGUUGGCUCGUGUUAUCAAUGACAUGACACCAGUUUCAGAGUUGCCAUUCACUGCUAGACCAAAAACAAGGAAGGAGAAGAAUAAAUUGGCUUCCAGGGCUUGUAGAUUGAAGAAGAAGGCACAACAUGAGGCGAACAAAAUUAAAUUGCAUGGGUUGGAGCAAGAACACAAACGUCUCAUUCACGGAAUAUCCCAGAUAAAACACACCCUGGCGACGAAACUGACAGAACCAAAUCCAGAGCAUCAGGAUGAACUCUCUCGACAAAUGGAUAAAAUCGUUAAAUCAGCAACAAAGGGUAAUCCUUUUGUUUCAGAAGUACGCAUUGCAAGCCACUCAACCGAAUUCGUCAAUAAAGUCCUCGACAAGGUGAAAUCAGGGGUUCCCGAUGGUGGCAUUGAUGACUUUUAGUACAGAGUUGUCAAACUGUUUCUUACACAUCGAGUGUGUAAUUCAGAGAACGAAAGACAGUCUAACCGUGCACACAGCGAUACAUAUAUUUUCAUGGUCCUCGUUAAUGAAUCAAGAGUUUAAUUUUUUUAAUUAUUGUUUAUCGUCCAUUUGGAGUAUAAAAUUAUCGUCGUUAGGGGAAAGUCAAUUUGAAUUUUUGUUAUUACGAACGAAAGGGGAAAAUUUGAAAUUAUGUUUGUUUUUCAUUUUUUUUAAGGGGAGACUGCUACGAGUUUUGAAAGUCCUGGGCUGUUGGAGUGAGAUUUCUCAUACGUUGAAGAUCAAUCAUGUUUUAAAACGAAGAAUGAGGGCAAAAAAAUGAUUGUCAAUUUUUUUUCAUGGAAACUACAAUUAUUUCCCAUUGAUAUUUUAAUUGAUACAUGUUUUUUAGUUAUCAACAUUUAAAAAAUCCAUUUAGCCCCACUCUCCUCUAUAUAAUUGAUCUUUCACGUAUGAGAGAUCUCACUCCCACGACUUUAAAGAGUCACGAUAGUCUCCCUUCAACGCACUCUGGGUGAUAUUUCAAAAGUUAUUGCCUUAGUUUAGAGUAGAAUUUCCUCGAGUGAAGGAUAGUUGUCUGACAUGGUCUACCUCAAAAAGUAACGCUAUACCUGCAGAAAAAAAAACAAACCUUUGAGAGAGUAUAGAGUAUACAUUAUCUGAAAAUAUUAUAUAACGAUAUAUACUAUAUUUUACGUCUAGAUAUUAGGCUGCUGGAACAGCUCUGGUAGCUGAAAGCGCUUCUAUGAUAAGAGAUUAUCGUGUAAUGAUACAUGAACAUAACUUUUGAUUUUUCAAUAUAUUUUAUUAAUAUAUUCCAUAGAUAUUAUGUAUUACGCCUACUGUUAAUCAAAUCGGAUGAAAUGGGACGCAAAGAAUUUAUCUUUGUACUGUAAUUUUCACUGUGAAAAUAGAAUCCUCGAAUUUUAUGUCAAUUGAACAUUGCCUAGGAUGAUUUUUUUACGAUAAUGCGGGAAGAAUAAAAAAAAACAGGGGGACGAGUAUACGAGUAUACUUUUUGAAAGAAAAGUAGUUUUUUAUGACACGGAUUUUCGCUCGUCGCAAUGGCAUCGGCUUCAGGCGUUUUUUCAUUUUUAAUAUGUGAACAUUUUUCAUCGCCUAUUACCGAUACAGUGGAUUUUUACGUUUAUGUGCCAGAUUAUUUUAAGGAUAAGUCAACAGUUGAUUCGUUACUUUUAUUUUGUAUCUUACCUUACGUUUUAUAAUCUAUUUUUCCACGAACGGUUUAUACUUGUUAAGAAGGUGUUUUUUUUUCGUUUGGUUUUUAUGAAAAACAGGUACAAGUUGUAGUUUGAUACUCUAAAUUUGUAGGAUAUUUUGUCGAUGUAAAUAGAUGUGAUUUUUUUAAGUUUA